Messenger RNA from Podarcis raffonei (Aeolian wall lizard), 2068 nucleotides. Its product is annotated as dehydrogenase/reductase SDR family member 4-like. The transcript is spliced from 7 exons. The coding region runs from base 154 to 897 and encodes 247 amino acids. NCBI's taxonomy places the organism in Eukaryota, Metazoa, Chordata, Lepidosauria, Squamata, Lacertidae. The record is from RefSeq and is a predicted model, not a curated record. Gene Ontology annotation, molecular function: carbonyl reductase (NADPH) activity.
UUUAAAGCGAAAGUGCUUUAAUAGGAAAAGUCCUCCCACUUCUUAGCCGCCCUCGGGUGCUUAACGGGGCGCUCCCCUUCCUGUUUCUCUCCACGCGGGUAGAGGAUCUCAGGCGCCAGAGUCCACGGGAGGCGGGACCCACGCGAGGCCAGGAUGUUGCGCGCCCUCGCCAGCUCUGCGCAGCCCAAGCAAGCGAUCGGUCGCCUCCUGAGGAUGAACAGCACCGGGGCCAAGGCGCGGGGGACCCUCGCCGACAAGGUGGCCUUGGUGACCGCCUCCACCGAGGGAAUUGGCUUAGCAAUUGCCCGCCGCCUGGCCCAAGAUGGCGCCCAUGUGGUUGUGAGCAGCCGUAAACAAGCCAAUGUCGACCGGGCCGUCGCUGAGUUGCAGACGGAGAACCUGAGUGUGUCGGGGUUGGUGUGCCAUGUGGGGAAAGCCGAAGACAGACAACACCUUAUCAACGCGGCCCUGGAGCGCCAUGGAGGAAUUGACAUAUUGGUCUCCAAUGCGGCAGUGAAUCCCUUUUUUGGCUCCACUCUGGACGCCACAGAAGAAGUCUGGGACAAGAUUUUCGACAUCAACGUGAAGGCCGCAGCCCUGCUGAUCAAACUGGUCGUACCUCACAUGGAGAAAAGGGGAGGCGGCUCCAUCGUUAUCGUCUCCUCCAUCGCGGCUUAUUCCCCGUUUCCGGAUGGGAGAGCCGACGGACUGCUCUGGCAUAGUCUCCUUCCUCUGUUCCUCGGACGCCGACUACAUCACAGGGGAGACCGUGGUGGUGGCUGGGGGGGCCCCAUCCCGUCUCUAAUGGGAUGGGGGGGUCCGGCCUGCCUUCCUACUCAGCCAUGUGAACGACCAGAUGGAUGGUUUCGCAUUGCCCACUAUGCACCCCAGGAAUAAAGAUGUGGGGGUGUUGACUGAGGGGGGAGGGGUGCUGGGUUCCGGGAAGUGGGGGGCACAGUUGCUCCCCCAGAGGGGAGGUGACAGGGUGAGACACAGACGUCCCUCCCAGUAAAUGGGAAGAUGGCAAGGGGGAAAUUGAUCUCUGGGUCUCAUUUGAGAUUGUGUUUUUUAAAAAUACCAUAUUUUUUGCUCUAUAAGACUCACUUUUACCCUCCUAAAAAGUAAGGGGAAAUAUGUGUGCGUCUUAUGGAACGAAUGCAGGCUGCACAGCUAUCCCAGAAGCCAGAACAGCAAGAGGGAUUGCUGCUUUCACUGCACAGUGAUCCCUCUUGUUGUUCUGGCUUCUGAGAUUCAGAAUAUUUUUUUUCUUGUUUUCCUCCUCCAAAAACAAGGUGCGUCUUGUGGUCUGGUGCGUCUUAUAGGGCGAAAAAUACGGUAUGAUGGUGGUAAUUAUGAUUGGUUUAUUACCCACCCUUCACCCUGAGGUCCCAGGGUGGGUCACAAUGAUUUAAAUGAAUUAAAACAAAUUAAAGGGAGUUAUAGGGACACAGUCCAUCCCUGGUCCAGGUUUGUUGGAAGAAGUUUUGGUAUCAUCUAGAUCAGUGUUUCUCAAACUUGGGUCUCCGGGUGUUUUGGGGCUACAAUUCCCACCAUCCCUGACCACUGUUCCUGCUAACUAGGGAUGAUGGGAGUUGUAGUCCAAAAACAGCUGGAGACCCAAGUUUGGGAAACACUGAUCCCUAUGAAGUUCAUCAGGUAGCACAGCUCCCAUUGGGACGGGGAAUGACCCAAAGCAGUCUUUGCCAACCUGGGCUCUCCAGAUGUUUUUGGACUACAACUCCCAUCAGCCUCUGCUGGCUGGGGCUGAUGGGAGUUGUAGUCCGAAAGCAUCUGGAGGGGCCCAGGUUGGCACAACCAGGCCUUACAGUCUACAAAUGCUUCCCUGUGUUCUUCCUUCUGGAAGAACAAAAAUCUCGAGAACUGGGAGAGGUGUCUGUGUGUGUGUAUUAUGGAUUUUAGGCGUCACUUUUGCAGAAAAGUAUCGGGGUGCAGGAAGUCUUUUGCCAGGGAAGGGUCAGUCAGGUCUGUGGCGAUUUCCCGCCUGUUCGCUUCCCAGUGUGCCUUAUUUUUAUGUCGACUUUCACAAUAAAGGUGUGUCUCUGACUGA